AUGAAAGCAGUAACCAAAAGGUUUGGCCGUGACACGCUCAUUCAAUUCGAGGACUUUGCAAACGUGAACGCUUUCCCCAAUACUGGACAGAUACAAGAACGAUUACUGUACAUUCAAUGA
Molecule: messenger RNA, 120 nt
Organism: Cooperia oncophora
Lineage: Eukaryota; Metazoa; Nematoda; Chromadorea; Rhabditida; Trichostrongylidae
Source: the annotation of a GenBank genome assembly